AUGGUGGUGAUUAUACAUGCAGUGCUGAUUGCUGCUUUGGCUACAGUCGUUUUUGGACAACCUGCUAAACUGCCCACAAUUAAACCGCCUGCUAAACCGUUCACAGUCAGUACAAAUGGUCGAUGUGGACCCCAUACUGGCACCACAUGUCCAGACAACAGUUGCUGCUCUCAAUCUGGACGAUGUGGACUUUCCCCUGACCAUUGUGGAACAGGUUGUCAAAAACCCUUUGGAACUUGCUGGAAAACUACCGUGUCGCCUGUCUUGGGUGACGAGUAUGCAGUCAGUAUAAACGAUCGAUGUGGACCAGAAUACAAAACUAGGUGUCCUGACGAUAAAUGUUGCUCUCGGAAUAGAUUCUGUAGUGCCGAUGAUGACUAUUGUCGAGACGGAUGUUUGUUUGGAUACGGACUCUGUCUUGAAGUUUCUGACCCCACUACUUUACCCAACGGUCUUACAAUUGGUCGCCGCCAAUGUGGACCAGACAUCGGUGUCAAAUGUGCCGGAUCGAGUUGCUGCUCCAAAGACGGGAAAUGCAACCGUAAUGAACAUCAUUGUCACGCAAACUGUAUGGAGGGAUACGGAGUUUGCUGGGACAAUAGCGUGCCAUUCAGUUUAGAGAGCGGGUUUCCAAUGUCCAGAAACGGUCGAUGUGGAAAAGAGUUUGGCACCAAAUGCGAUUCCAAUCAUUGCUGCUCCAAAGAUGGGGAAUGUGGAUCCGAUGAGGACUAUUGUGAAGCAGGCUGUCAAAAAGGAUACGGACGUUGUUGGAAAUACAGCCCAACAACUUAUGCAGAGGGCGAGGCUCCGCGCGAUCUGAAUAAUAAGUGUGGGCAAGAUCUCGGUGGUAUGAGUUGUAGGAACAACCAAUGCUGCUCCAGAAGUCAAUACUGUGGAACCUCGGACUAUUAUUGUGGAAUAGGAUGUAUUCGCGGAUUUGGAACUUGCCUAGGAAUUAACCCACCAAGAGAUGGACCUUAUCUCAGCAUAAACGGUCAGUGCGGAGUAGAUCUCGAUACUGUAUGUCCAGGCGCGCAAUGCUGCUCUAAAAAUGGAGUCUGUGGAACAACUAAAGGUUAUUGUGGAAGGGAAUGUCAGAGAGAUUAUGGAGUUUGUUGGGGUGGUGAUACACCACCCUAUAGAGCACAACCACCACCACCAGCCAAAUUACCACCACCCAGAUCACCAGCACCAGCACCAGCACAACCAAAAGCAUCAGCACCAGCACCAAAAACUGACUAUCCAAUUAGUGCAGAUGGUCGAUGUGGAGAAGGAUUCAACACCAAAUGUCCAGGCAAAGAAUGCUGUUCUGGAAAGGGAUUCUGUGGAAAAACACCUUCUCAUUGUGGAGUAGACUGCCAGAAAGGCUAUGGAUCUUGCUUGACACCCGAAGCACUAGCCAGGUUAUUGGCCAAAUCAUCAGCAUCAGCACCAGUACAACCAAAAGCACCAGCACCAAAAACUGACUAUCCAAUUAGUAAAGACAAUCGAUGUGGAGAAGGAUUCAACACCCAAUGUCAAGACAAAAUAUGCUGCUCUAAACAUGGAUUCUGUGGAAAAACACCUUUCCAUUGUGGAGAUGGUUGCCAGAAAGGCUAUGGAUCUUGCUUGACACCCGAAGCACUAGCCAGGUUAUUAGCUAAAUCAUCAGCAUCAGCACCAGUACAACCAAAAGCACCAGCACCAAAAACUGACUAUCCAAUUAGUAAAGACAAUCGAUGCGGAGAAGGAUUCAACACCAAAUGUCCAGACAGGACAUGUUGCUCUGGAAGUGGAUUCUGUGGAAAGACUAAAUCUCAUUGUGGAGAUGGCUGCCAGAAAGACUAUGGAUUCUGCCUGAAGCCUGAAGCAUUAGCCAGGUUAAGAGGCGAGUUGUAA
Messenger RNA from Batrachochytrium dendrobatidis JAM81, 1878 nucleotides. RefSeq lists its product as uncharacterized. Bases 1 to 1878 code for a protein of 625 amino acids. Gene Ontology annotation, molecular function: chitin binding. NCBI's taxonomy places the organism in Eukaryota, Fungi, Chytridiomycota, Chytridiomycetes, Rhizophydiales. The record is from RefSeq and is a predicted model, not a curated record. The transcript is spliced from 2 exons.